Molecule: messenger RNA, 1262 nt
Organism: Humulus lupulus (European hop)
Lineage: Eukaryota; Viridiplantae; Streptophyta; Magnoliopsida; Rosales; Cannabaceae
Product: probable plastidic glucose transporter 2
Exons: 11
Coding region: 400-1245 (281 amino acids)
Biological process (GO): monosaccharide transmembrane transport
Cellular component (GO): membrane
Molecular function (GO): hexose transmembrane transporter activity
Source: RefSeq, a predicted model, not a curated record
AAUUGGAAGCAACUUCAUUAUGUAGAGAUGGAAGCAAGUGGUUUCAGUGGGCCAAUUCCUCCUAGUAUUUCUACCUUGGCAUACUUAAGAGAGUUAAGUAUAACUGACUUAAAUGGGGAGAACUCAUCAGAUUUUCCCGACUUGAGUUAAAUGACAGACCUUUCUAAGUUGACAAUGAGGAGCUGUAAUUUAAGAGGAAAUAUCUCUGAAUAUAUUCUUUAUUUGAGAAGGCUAGAUGUCUUGUAAUUGUUCGAUUAUUCUCUUGUCAAAUUUUCUAUUCCUGUAUAGCAUUUCCUUGGAAUUUAAACACUUAAUCUUUAGCGAAUUUAACAGACAUCUAAGAUCUUUAUUUUGCAGGGAUCUUAGCUUUAAUAAACCAGACCAAAAUUACCAAGAAGAAUGCUUAUGAUGUGCAGAGUAGUAAAUGAACCACUUGAAAACAUCUCUGUUGACCUUGGUUUCAGUGGUAAUACAUUGGCAGAAGGUCUGGUGGUGAGUACAUGUCUGAGUGGAGCCUUUAUUGGAACUUUGUUCAGUGGUUGGAUUGCUGAUGGACUUGAGCGUCGUAGGGCAUUUCAGCUAUGUGCACUGCCUAUGAUUAUUGGUGCUGCUAUGAGUGCAACAAGCAAAACCCUUGCUGGCAUGCUUUUAGGAAGGUUAUUUGUUGGGACUAGUAUGGGUUUGGGACCUCCUGUUGCUGCUCUCUAUGUAACUGAGGUUUCACCUGCUUUUGUUAGGGGUACUUAUGGAAGCUUAAUCCAAAUUGCUACAUGCCUUGGGAUCAUGGGGGCUCUUUUAGUUGGAAUCCCUGUCAAAGAUAUUGCUGGCUGGUGGCGCGUUUGUUUUUGGGUAUCUACAAUUCCAGCUACAAUACUUGCUCUUGCCAUGAUUUUCUGUGCGGAAAGUCCUUCGUGGCUGUACAAGCAUGGAAAAGCUACUGAAGCGAAAGUUGAAUUUGAGAAGCUUUUUGGAGUAGCACAUGUCAAAGUAGCAAUGACAGAGCUGGCCAAGUUAGACAGAGGAGAUGACAUAGAUUCUGUUAAGAUUUCAGAAUUGUUAUCUGGUCCUCAUUUUAGAGAAAGCGGGAGUACCAUCAAGUCUUGCAAAUGUCUUCAUAGGGAUUGUGAACUUAACAGGUAUAAUUUGUUUCUAGAUACAAGGUUACAUGUGUUGAAUUAUUUCAGUCCGUCUCAUUACCAUUCACUUUUAUUCAUUUAUUCUUUUAAAUUUCUGUUGAGAGUUUAGCUGUGGAAUACAGUAGC